This is a messenger RNA of Peniophora sp. CBMAI 1063, 4380 nucleotides long. NCBI's taxonomy places the organism in Eukaryota, Fungi, Basidiomycota, Agaricomycetes, Russulales, Peniophoraceae. The record is from the annotation of a GenBank genome assembly.
AUGUCUAGUCCUCCAACUCCCAAUGAGGAGAGCGCGCCGGUGAUUGCCGUCACAGGCGAGAGCACGCCGUCACGAACAGAAAGCCCCGCAAUCCCACAGAUAGCUGUAUUUGGAGGCAGUACGGAAAAUCUCGAUACACAUGGCGGACCAUAUAACCCGCCGCCGUCUCCUACACCGACUCAAUCCAGUACUGGCUCUGUACAGUGGGCUUCUUCGCUUGCUCUCCGCGACAACACGCCCGGCAACGGCGUCACCUCGCUCGGCCUCCUUGGUGUUCCCAGUGGCCACCGUCGCCGCGGUUCGUCCGCAACAACGGGCAGCACAGGUUCCGAAACUGUUGCCGGCGACCACACCAUCGACGUUCCGCUAAGUCCGAAGAGUGAUUACUCUUCGCUGGGCAGUCCUACCCACACGCACGUUGAUGACGGCGAACUGAGCCGGAGUCCAAGCCGGAGUACGGAUGGAGGCAAGGGCAAGGGCAAGCACCGCUUGAGCAGACCCAACUCGCCAUCCCUGUCACCCUCGCCGUCACCACGCCCCUCAUCUGAUGGUCGGAGGUCCUCGGAGGAGUCCGCGUCGAGACGGUCGAACAAGGGUAGUGAUCAUCAGGAGGAGGGUGUUGAGAUGAAGGACAAGCGUCCUGAACAGGCUGCGCUCGAGGACGAUGACAACGCCGACCCCGCCCCCUUCAAGUUCAACCCCCGAGUGCUGGCCAAUCUCGUGGAUCCCAAGAGUCUGGAGGCAUUAGAUGAACUCGGCGGUGUAGAUGGACUGCUCUCGGGCCUUGGCACUCGAGCCGACUCUGGGCUUAGUUCCAGCCCGGGCCGCAGUAGCGAACAUGGGACGAGGAAUAGCAGCGAGCAUACCACGCAUGCUAGCGAACUCGCCAAGCGUCCAAGUAUCACCCUCAACGACGGCGAGCUGGACGAGAAUGAUGUCCCCAGCCUCAGAGCUGGUACCAGCCAGGCGCAUUACAACGCCGGAGCUGCGGACUCUGGCGAUGCUUUUGGCGCGGAUAUGGAGACCCGUACGCGCGUCUAUGGGCACAACGUCUUGCCUGCACGUGCGAGCAAGAGUCUGCUGCGACUCAUGUGGGAUGCCCUAACCGACCGAGUCCUCAUUCUGUUGAGCGUCGCGGCCGUCGUCUCGCUCGCCCUCGGCUUCUUCCAAGAUUUCGGACCCGCGCGCGACCCCGACCAACCUCCGGUCGAUUGGGUUGAAGGUGUCGCGAUCAUCGUCGCCAUUAUGGUUGUCGUACUGGUUGGCAGUUUGAAUGAUUGGCAGAAGGAGCGUCAAUUCCAGGUGUUGAACGCGAAGAAGGAAGACCGUGCGGUCAAGGUCAUCCGGGACGGCGAAGAACGCCUGGUCGGCGUGCACGAUGUUGUCGUUGGUGAUAUCGCACUUCUCGAACCGGGCGAAGUCGUCCCGUGCGACGGCGUCUUUUUGUCGGGUCACAAUAUCAAGUGCGACGAAUCGGGUGCUACAGGCGAAAGUGAUGCCAUUCGGAAGGUCUCUUACGCUGAAUGCCUUGAGCUGCUGAACAAGAAACGCGCGGAGAAGGGCACGGGUGCGGAAGGCAAGCGCGCGCUCGAGGUCCUCGGUCACACGGACUGCUUCAUCGUCUCUGGGUCCCGCGUUCUGGAGGGCGUUGGUCGAUACGUCGUCAUCGCCGUCGGAACUAGGAGCUUCAACGGUCGCAUUAUGAUGGCUCUGCGCGGCGAUGCGGAGGAUACUCCCUUACAAGGCAAACUUAACCGACUCGCUGAUCUUAUCGCAUGGGCGGGUAUGAUCGCCGGUUUGGUCCUAUUCGUCGGCCUCAUGAUCCGGUUCUUCGUUCAAUUGGGCACUGGCGAACCUGCGAUGACCCCGGCCCAGAGGGGAAUUUCGUUUGUCAACAUCCUUAUCAUUGCAGUCACCUUGGUCGUCGUCGCUGUACCCGAAGGUCUUCCCCUGGCAGUGACAAUCGCUCUCGCGUUUGCAACGAAACGCAUGACAAAAGAACGCCUACUCGUGCGCGUCCUUGGAUCUUGCGAGACAAUGGCGAAUGCGACCGUCGUAUGCACGGACAAGACCGGAACGCUUACCCAGAACGAGAUGACGGUCGUCGCCGGCUCGGUUGGCAUCCACGCGAAGUUCGUACGCGACCUUGCAAAUAACGGCGGGCGCGCGGAGACAGACGCUGGAUCGAGCCCUGGCUCACCUUCGACUGAGGCUCAACGUUCAAGGCGUUUCGCACAGGAUUUCCCGCUCGAGCUCUCCGACCUUGACCAGGUCCUUAGCCCCGCACUCCGUAUGGCUUUCAACGAGUCCAUCGCGUGCAACAGUACCGCGUUCGAGGAUACAGACCCGGAGAGCGGCGCACGCAUCUUUGUUGGUUCCAAGACCGAGACGGCUCUGUUGAAGAUGGCCGUCGACUUGAAGUGGACCAACUACCGCACGACAAGGGAAGGCAAGGAGCAGCUUCAAGUGGUACCCUUCAGCUCGGAACGCAAGGCCAUGGGUGUCGUCGUUCGACACGGCAAGGGUGCACGGUUCUACGUCAAAGGUGCCAGCGAGAUCUUGGUCGACAAGUGCCGGAGCCAUGUGGUCGUUCAUAAGCCAGGAGAAGGCAAAGGCGGCAAUGAGGAUGAGAUCGAGACGGCUGCGUUGAACGACGAAGACAAGGAGAACGUUUCGAGGACAAUCACGUUCUACGCAGGCCAGUCACUCCGAACUAUCGCAAUUUGCUACAGGGACUUCGAACACUGGCCACCCGCCGAUGCGGCUCUCGGUGAGGACGGCGAGAUCCCCUACGACACCCUCGCGCGCGAUCUCUGCCUUAUCUCCAUCACUGGUAUCGAGGAUCCCCUCCGCCAAGGAGUGCGCGGGGCCGUCGCAGACUGCACUCGCGCCGGCGUCCAGGUUAAGAUGUGUACCGGUGACAAUGUCCUUACGGCCCGCAGUAUCGCGCGUCAGUGCGGUAUCUACUCGCCCGGUGGAAUCGUCAUGGAAGGCCCUGUAUUCCGCUCCCUCCCGCCGCACGUUCAGGAGCAGGUCGUCCCUCGUCUUCAGGUUCUCGCUCGCUCCAGUCCCGAGGAUAAGCGCGUCCUCGUCGACACGCUCAAGCGCCUCGGCGAGGUCGUUGGUGUCACAGGCGAUGGUACGAACGAUGGUCCUGCGCUGAAGACGGCCGACGUCGGAUUUAGCAUGGGUAUCGCCGGCACGGAGGUCGCGAAGGAAGCCAGUGACAUCAUUCUCAUGGAUGACAACUUCGCCAGCAUCGUCAAGGCCAUCAUGUGGGGACGUGCAGUCAACGACGCUGUCCGCAAGUUCUUGCAGUUCCAGAUCAGCACGAACGUCACGGCCGUUGUCAUCACCAUUGUCUCUGGUCUUGCCAGCUCUGAUGAGGAAUCCGUCCUCACAGCUGUCCAGCUGCUCUGGAUCAACAUCAUCAUGGACACCUUCGCCGCUCUCGCACUCGCCACGGACCCCGCCACGCCUACUUCGCUCGACCGCAAGCCCGACCGCAAGUGGGCGCCCCUCUUCAGCUGCGACAUGCUCAAGCAGAUCGUCGGUCAGAGCGCGUAUCAGUGCAUCAUCAUCUUGAUCUUCCACUUCCUGGGCGCUCGCAUUCUCGGGUUUGGUACCGAUGAGACGGACAAGCGUGUCACAACGCUCGUCUUCAACGCCUUCGUCUUUGCGCAGAUCGCCAACAGCUUCAACUGCCGCAAGCUUGACCAGAGGUUCAACAUCUUCGAAGGAAUGUCUCGUAACUGGUGGUUCAUCGGUAUCACCCUCAUCGAAAUUGGCGCUCAAAUCCUCAUCGUGUUCAUUGGUGGCGCGGCGUUCUCAGUGACACGCAUCGCCGGCCGCGAGUGGGGUAUCUCCCUGGCACUCGGUUUCGUCUCGAUUCCUCUCGGCGCGCUCAUCCGUCUCGUCCCCAACGGCCCUUGCGAGAAGCUCUUCCGCGCCGUCCGCCUUCUCCCCCGCGAUCCCACGCCCCUCCCGACAACAGCACCCGGCACCCCAGAGCCUGGUCUUGGCUUCGCGCUCGACAUGCUCCGCAACAACCUCGGCACGUUCCAGCGCGUCCGUGGUGGUCGCCUCCGCUCGAGCUCUUUCGUCGUACGCAGUAUGAAUGCUGCUGGUCUCGCACCGCAGAAGCGUCCUCGCAAUAUCAUUGCCGCGACGAUGUUACCUAGUCUUCUUGGAGCGCAUAUGGUUGGCGCGAACUGGACGCCGAGUGGGCCUGGACAGGGAAGCUUGAGCGAUCCGGCUGGAUUCGAUCCGAGCAGGAGCGCAGCGCAACUUUGGGAGACGAAGGUUGAGGUGCAUCCCGACACACCUGCGGACGACCCGGUUUUCAAGCUGUUCCCUGGAGCUAGGCAUGCUGAGCGGUAA